Messenger RNA from Nasonia vitripennis (jewel wasp), 861 nucleotides. RefSeq names its product probable small nuclear ribonucleoprotein Sm D1 (gene SmD1). The coding region runs from base 156 to 527 and encodes 123 amino acids. The transcript has 4 exons. Gene Ontology annotation, molecular function: RNA binding. Gene Ontology annotation, cellular component: catalytic step 2 spliceosome; SMN-Sm protein complex; spliceosomal tri-snRNP complex. The record is from RefSeq and is a predicted model, not a curated record. NCBI's taxonomy places the organism in Eukaryota, Metazoa, Arthropoda, Insecta, Hymenoptera, Pteromalidae. Gene Ontology annotation, biological process: RNA processing; spliceosomal snRNP assembly.
CCAACAUCGAAAUUGCACUUUUGCGCGCACAUGAUGACGCUCACCCGAGUUUGGUUAUGUUUGCUGAUGCCGUUUUAGCGGAUAUCGUACUUAUGAUACUAGCCGGUGUUUGCAGUUUAUUCGAUUGUUAAUAUUUACACAGAUCUUCCGGCAUCAUGAAGCUCGUGAGGUUUUUGAUGAAACUGAGCCACGAAACGGUCACGAUAGAGCUGAAGAAUGGAACCCAGGUUCAUGGAACUAUCACUGGUGUUGACGUAGCAAUGAACACACAUUUAAAGACAGUCAAGAUGACGAUAAAAAACAGGGAUCCAGUGCAACUGGAUACUCUUAGUUUAAGAGGAAAUAACAUUAGAUACUACAUUCUACCAGACUCUUUACCUUUGGAAACAUUAUUAAUCGACGACACACCCAAAGCCAAGGCUAAGAAGAAGGAAGCCGCUCGAGGAGCUGCAAGAGGCAGAGGUCGUGGAGGACGAGGUGCCAGAGGAGGUCGUGGUGGUAGAGGAAGAGGACGAGGCAGGCGAUAGUAGUGUAAUAACUUCAUUCCAAAAACAAUUAAAGAGUGUUUGGUUAAGUUCAAUGAUUAAAUCGUAUUUUCUACUAUAUAUAAAGUAUCUUUCGUAUCUCCUAUUGCUGAUAAACCCAUCAUGAACUUUUUAUAACCAAAUAUAUUGAUUAAGAUAUUUAUAUGUAUAAAAUUUUCAUAAAACUGUAAUAGUACAGGAGAGUGUAUCAGCCAUUACUUUUGGAUUGAGUUUUCAUCAAUUCUCAAAGAAUCGUAAUUAAUAUGUACCAGCGAUAUACAAAUGAUAAAAUUGUAUUUCGUAAUAAUUCAAUUAUUAAAUAAUAUAAUUAAAGUAA